CAGCCCUUCCUCAUAUUCGGCCAUGGGAAAGCUAUUCAUCGGAUGGACCUUGAUGGGAAGAACCACAGAAGGCUUGUUGCCGGCGUGGGAAGCUCGAUCCUGCUAGACUUUCAUUUCAGAGAGGAGAGAGUUUACUGGGCUGACAAACACACUGGGGUCAUCUACAAAGCAUCAGUGAGAGGAGUAAACAGACAGAAACUGUACUCAUCUGACAAACAUAUCUCGGGACUUGCGGUGGACUGGGUUUGGAACAGUGUAUAUUGGACAAGUGGAGAAAAGGGAAAAAUCAAGAUAAUGGAUAUAAAUGGGAAAAAUGAAAGGACUCUUUUAAGACACUUGACCCAACCCAGUUGUAUAAACGUUGACCCCACUAACAGGUUUCUUUUUUGGCUGUCUGGCGGGAUGACUCCAAGUAUUCAGCGGUCUGAUGCGACAGGACAGAUGAAAACUACACUUAUUAAGAUAGCAGAACAACUGGAAGCACUGUCGAUUGACCGAGAGGAUAAAAGACUGUACUGGGUUCAGUUUGGUCUGCAAGAAGAAAGUGCCAUUGCCUCUUGUGAUUACAACGGGAACGUCCUGCACAUCAUAGAUACGCCCCUUCAGUCUCAGUCACUGGGGAUAUCAGUUUUUCUGGAGCACUUGUACUACACUGAUGCCGCAUCUCGGGUAAUGAAACAAGUAAACAAGUACACUGGUGGAGAGCCACUGACUAUUAACAUAAAACAAAUGGCAAAACCCCCAGUUGAUAUCAAGGUGGUACAUCCCCUCAACCAGCCAAUGGCAGACUCCCAAUCACCAUUUCCAGGUUGCGACGAACAGAGUGGAAAUUGCGUGAAUGUGUGUUCCAGUCUAGCCGAGCAAGGGACUUGCCAGUGCAGUGAAGGCUUUGCUCUCAGUAAGCAAGGCAUUUAUUGUGAAGAUGUUAAUGAAUGUGCCCAUUGGAACCACGGCUGCUCUCUUGGUUGUGAAAACAUCCCAGGCUCCUAUUUCUGUACCUGCCCUAAAGGAUAUGCCCUCCUACCAGACAGGAAGACAUGUGGAGAGAUCAUACCAUGUGAAGGCAAUAUCACCAAGUGUGGCCAUGGGUGCCUGACAACAGACGAGGGUGCUGUCUGUGUGUGUCCAGAGGGAUCUUUACUGCAGGAGGAUGGUCAGGCCUGUACUGGCUGCUUGUCUGCAGACAGAGGGGGUUGCAGUCAGCUCUGUACUCCUGUCACCCCGACUAGGUGGCAGUGUGGUUGUCUGCCUGGCUACCAGCUCCACCAAGAUGGAAAGCGCUGCAUUGCCUCUGGACCACCACCUUAUCUGCUAGUUGCCAAUCUAGUGGAUGUAAAACAAAUUAAUCUUGAUGGCACUGGGGAUAAAGCCCUUGUGGAGGAGCCCCGAGGAACAAUCAUAGCUUUGGACUAUGACCCUGUCCAGAAUAAUGUGUACUUUGCUAGUACAAGCCAGAAGACAAUUGAGCGGGUUGAUUUGAACAGUGGGUUGAGGAACGUUCUCGUCUCUGAUGGUUUGGACUCUCCAGAAGGACUGGCGAUAGACUGGGUCCAUCGCAGGAUGUACUGGACAGAUAAAAGCCAGUCAACUGUUGACUGCAGUACCUUGGUUGGACUGGACCGAAUAACCAUUGUAAGCAAAGGGCUAGAAAAACCAAGAGGAAUCGCAGUUCAUCCUUUGGCAAAGAAGUUGUUCUGGACUGAUAUAGGGGCCGUGCCUGUCGUGGAAAGCGCUUCUUUGGAAGGGAAAGACCGCGCUGUAGUCGCUAGCACCAACCUGGUGUCACCAAGCGGCCUGGCCAUCGAUUUCACAGAGGACCGUCUGUUCUGGUGCGACCAGAGGAGGGGCCUGGUGGAGAGUGCUGCUCUGGAUGGUUCAGAUCGACAGGUCCUGUUAGAGAACCAAGUAGGUCGGCCUUUUGACGUGGCAGUAUUUGAGGACAGGUUGUGGAUAUCUGAUCAGGAGCACCAGCAGCUGCGGAGCGUGCACAAGCGGACUGGGAGAAAACUGCAACGUAUCCAUGGCAACAUGGUCCAGCCAGCAUCCAUCGUGGUGGUUCAUCCCCUUGCUAAACCAGGGGCAGACGUUUGCAUUUACCUAAAUGGAGGUUGUGCCCAGGUGUGUGAAAGCAAACUGGGAUUGGCCCACUGCUCCUGUCUGUCACACUUCUACCUAUCAGCUGAUGGAAAAAGUUGCUUGCCUGCCGACGCUUCGAAUGGGACCGCAGAAUCUGGAGACAGUGAAUCCACUGAUUUAACGUCUCUCAAAAACAAAACCUUCAACGAUGAGAGCGCACCCCUGACAACGCCUGGGCUGUUAACCGAUAAAGCGGCGGCUGAUCUAGACUCGGAUGUGGGCAGUGAGCCAACUCUCUUCACAGACAAGAUGGUUUCAGACCAGAAUGAGUGUUACUCGCUUCGCUGUGAUGUAAAUGCACAGUGCCUGCUCAGUGCUGGCAGCCCAACCUGUCUAUGUCUAGAAGGUCUUACAGGUGAUGGACACAUGUGUGUGGAUAUUGAUGAGUGUAAACAGGGAACACACAAAUGUGACAAACAUGCAGAAUGCCAAAAUGCCUUGGGGAAGUAUCUCUGCAAGUGCCACUCUGGAUACCACGGCGAUGGGAAGACUUGUCAAGAGUUGGAGAUCACAUCGCCAUGGGUGACGACCGGUAGCCCUGCUGAUGUCACCACCCAGCACCACAACAGUAACUCAAUAGAGAGCUGCCCCUCCAGCCACGACUCCUACUGUCUGUACCAGGGUGUCUGCUUCUACUUUCCUGAAAUGGAGUCCUAUGCUUGCAAUUGUGUAGCAGGCUACGUGGGGGAGCGUUGUCAGUUCAGUGACCUGGAGUGGUGGGAGCUGCAGCAGGCUGAGGAGGAGAAGAGGAGGAACGUGGUCAUUGCCGCCUGCAUGGUGGUCCUCGUGUCCCUGCUCUCCAUCGCUGCCUGUGUCACCUACUGUUACGGAACUAGAAACUUCUUCCACAAACAGCCCUCAGAGGAUAGCGUGAGCGAGACCAGCGUGACAGAUGAGAGCAUGUCAGAGACCACCACAACCAGUGUGCCGCGGUUCUCCAUGGUAGCAGAAAAUGGCGUGGAAGGAAUGGUGAUCCCUGCCAUGGGCUGUCCCAGGAGAGCUGUCUGUCCAUCCUGCUCUUCAGAAACAGGCAACAACCUUGUGUCUGAAGAGUUGGGAAGAUUGUCACAGCACAACAGAGGGUAUGAGUGUUCCAUGGUGUCAACUGUUGCCAUGGAGACCACACAACCCACUGUCCAUCACUCAAGUCCGUCACUGUCAAGCUCAUACACUUGUACAUCCAUCAAGCCACCACUGUUCUCCCAGACUCCCAGGCCAGAGUCCCCUGCCUCCUAG
Messenger RNA from Perca flavescens (yellow perch), 3372 nucleotides. RefSeq names its product epidermal growth factor (gene egf). The transcript is spliced from 22 exons. Gene Ontology annotation, molecular function: growth factor activity; Wnt receptor activity; Wnt-protein binding. Gene Ontology annotation, biological process: epidermal growth factor receptor signaling pathway; canonical Wnt signaling pathway; positive regulation of cell population proliferation. The record is from RefSeq and is a predicted model, not a curated record. The coding region runs from base 43 to 3372 and encodes 1109 amino acids. Lineage: Eukaryota; Metazoa; Chordata; Actinopteri; Perciformes; Percidae. Gene Ontology annotation, cellular component: plasma membrane.